UUAUUCAAAUAAAUACACAUUCAACAACAAAGUGUGAAGGCACACAACUAGCUUGCCAGAGUGAGAGAAGCCUCACUCAGACAGGGCAUCGGAAGCCCCUCUAGAGCCUCCUAGAUAUUGGAGAGAGCCAUGAGUGAUGGGCAUGCCUCCAGCCUGUGAGACCGGGGGAGCACACCCCAGGCAGGGGGCACUUCGGGAAAAUAGCACGGGGUGCUGGGGCUGCCAGGGACCUCAGUACACAUGGAAGAAGGCAAGGUCCAGAGAUCGGAGUGACUUGCCCAGGGACACACGGCAAAUCGGUGGAAUCGUCGAGGGGUGGAGGAUCAGCCACAGCCCCCCUGCCUCCCAUUCCACCUCUUGGAAACCAGAUACCCACUUCGUGGCCAAGAUCCACCAGCUCCGAGAGGCAGAGGCCAGAGUGCUCGAGCCCUGUGCAGGGGAGCUUGCGGGAGGAUCGACCGACAGACGGACGCACGCCGAGGCACUGCGCCCCCAGCCCCGCGCCGGUGCCACCGCAGCCCGACCCCGGCCGCCGGUCCAGCCGCCCCUCGCCCGGUGCCUAGGUGCCCGGCCCCACACCGCCAGCUGCUCAGCGCCCGGGUCCGCCAUGCGCUCCGCCGCUGUCCUGGCGCUUCUGCUCUGCGCCGGGCAAGUCACUGCGCUCCCUGUGAACAGCCCUAUGAAUAAAGGGGACACCGAGGUGAUGAAAUGCAUCGUUGAGGUCAUCUCCGACACACUUUCCAAGCCCAGCCCCAUGCCUGUCAGCCAGGAAUGUUUUGAGACACUCCGAGGAGAUGAACGGAUCCUUUCCAUUCUGAGACAUCAGAAUUUACUGAAGGAGCUCCAAGACCUCGCUCUCCAAGGUGCCAAGGAGAGGGCACAUCAGCAGAAGAAACACAGCGGUUUUGAAGAUGAACUCUCGGAGGUUCUUGAGAACCAGAGCAGCCAGGCCGAGCUGAAAGAGGCGAUGGAAGAACCAUCCUUCAAGGAUGCUAUGGAGAAAAGAGAGGAUUCCAAGGAGGCAGAGAAAAGUGGUGAAGCCACAGACGGAGCCAGGCCCCAGGCCCUCCCGGAGCCCAGGCAGGAGUCCAAGACUGAGGGGAACAAUCAGGCCCCCGGGGAGGAAGAGGAGGAGGAGGAGGAGGAGGAUGAGGCCACCAACACCCACCCUCCAGCCAGCCUCCCCAGCCAGAAAUACCCAGGCCCACAGGCCAAGGGGGACAGUGAGGGCCUCUCUCAGGGUCUGGUGGACAGAGAGAAGGGCCUGAGUGCAGAGCCAGGGUGGCAGGCAAAGAGAGAAGAGGAAGAGGAGGAGGAGGAGGAGGCGGAGGCUGGAGAGGAGGCUGUCCCCGAGGAAGAAGGCCCCACUGUAGCGCCGAACCCCCACCCGAGCCUUGGCUACAAGGAGAUCCGGAAAGGCAAGAGUCGGUCGGAGGCUCUGGCUGUGGAUGGAGCUGGGAAGCCUGGGGCUGAGGAGGCUCAGGCCCCCGAAGGGAAGGGAGAGCGGCAGCACUCCCGGCAGAAAGAGGAGGAGGAGGAGGUGGCGGUGGCCCCACAAGGCCUCUUCCAGGGUGGGAAGAGCAGGGAGCUGGAGCAGGAGGAGGAGCGGCUCUCCAAGGAGUGGGAGGACUCCAAACGCUGGAGCAAGAUGGACCAGCUGGCCAAGGAGCUGACGGCUGAGAAGCGGCUGGAGGGGCAGGAGGAGGAGGAGGAGAACCCGGACAGUUCCAUGAAGCUCUCCUUCCGGGCCCGGGCCUACGGCUUCAGGGGCCCUGGGCCACAGCUGCGACGAGGCUGGAGGCCAUCCUCCCGGGAGGACAGCCUUGAGGCGGGCCUGCCCCUCCAGGUCCGAGGCUACCCCGAGGAGAAGAAAGAGGAGGAGGGCAGCGCAAACCGCAGACCAGAGGACCAGGAGCUGGAGAGCCUGUCGGCCAUCGAGGCGGAGCUGGAGAAAGUGGCCCACCAGCUGCAGGCGCUGCGGCGGGGCUGAGACACCGUCUGGCAGGGCUGGCCCCAGGGCACCCUGUGGUCCUGGCUCUGCUGUCCCCUGGGUAGGUCCUGGCCAGACAGCCCGGAUGCUGCUUCCAGUAGAGAGGCAGUCUCCAGCCUGCCCAAGCCCAGGCCACCCUGUCGCCCCCCGUGCACCUUGUCUCUUACUCCUGACUCCUACCUGCCCUGGAACGCCCUCUGCAGGGCAGCCCCACAACUUUAAACAUUGACGAUUCCUUCUCUGAACACAGGCAGCUUUCUAGAAGUUUCCCUUCCUCCAUCCUAUCCACUGGGCACAACUGCAAUAACUUCUGACCUUUUGGUGAAAGCUGAGAACUCCUGACUGUAACAUAUUCUGUAUGAGAUUUAUCUAAAGAAAAAUAAAUCUGUUCUGGGCUCU
Molecule: messenger RNA, 2389 nt
Organism: Nomascus leucogenys (northern white-cheeked gibbon)
Lineage: Eukaryota; Metazoa; Chordata; Mammalia; Primates; Hylobatidae
Gene: CHGA
Product: chromogranin A
Biological process (GO): defense response to bacterium; negative regulation of catecholamine secretion; negative regulation of insulin secretion
Cellular component (GO): chromaffin granule
Source: RefSeq, a predicted model, not a curated record